Scylla paramamosain (green mud crab) is the source of this 7884-nucleotide messenger RNA. RefSeq names its product eukaryotic translation initiation factor 4 gamma 3-like. Gene Ontology annotation, cellular component: eukaryotic translation initiation factor 4F complex. Lineage: Eukaryota; Metazoa; Arthropoda; Malacostraca; Decapoda; Portunidae. Gene Ontology annotation, molecular function: protein binding; mRNA binding; translation initiation factor activity. The record is from RefSeq and is a predicted model, not a curated record. The transcript is spliced from 31 exons. Bases 881 to 6646 code for a protein of 1921 amino acids.
CACACUCAUGCAUUCUCGCACGCUAACUGACGCCUCUCGAACGUGUGUGUGAACGUCGUCCAUUUUAACGUGUAGAAUCACCUGUCUGUCAAUUAACACGCCUGGCCAGGUGGAGUGACCAAGGCUACUCCUAUACUGAACGAAACUGACCGGUAGAGAAAGAGAUAGGGAGAGAAAAAGGGAAGAUUAGUGCUCUGAAAAAGGUGGACAUUCUUCUAACUCCUCCUCCUCCUCCAUUCCUGUCAGUGAAAUGGCAAGGUACUGGUGCCCGUUACUGCUCCCUAUUACCUGCUUACCUGCAUAAUUCCCAGGUGUUUACUCGUGCCCCUUGUUACUAGUGCGUGUACUCGUGUGUCCAUCUGGUAGUAGAAGCCGGCCGGUGUGCAUGUGUACGUGCUGUGUGCCGGUGUGUACGUCAGCAAGAUUUUCACAGCCCAUCCGGUUGUUGUAACGUGUGCAAUACCUCUGUACGUUGUGAGCCAUAUGGUGCACACUCCGCCCUGUCCGUGUAUACCUGUGUACAGGGAAGGGUGAGGAUAUUGGCGAGUGAGUGGAUCUACUGCUACUACUGUUAUUACUGCUGCCAGUGUUUCUGUGUGCUAGUGUGUGUUUCAAGCGGUCUUAGCGUGACUGGCCGUGAGCAGCAACAGGUGGGUGGCUAGCCAGUACCACCACCACCACCACCACCGCCAAAGCGUCUCCAUAUGGCCGCUGUGUCACUGGGGGUGUGUUAGAGAGCCCCUGUGCCAGCCUACAGUAAUGGUGAUCUAGUGGUGAAGCCUUAAUCACCACCAUCUCUUAUCACCGCAACCACCCCUCCUCACCACCACUACCCACCACCUGCCUAGUUUGGGUAUGUGGCCUGGGUAAGAGGACCACAAUGUACCGCAGUCGCCGGACGGGAAGGGGUAGAGGUAGGUGGCAUUCGUGGGGAGGAACUGUAGAGGAGAGUCACAUCAUACGGCCUGGUGGUGAUGUGGGUCCCUUCAGUGGUGGUCCGGGCGGGGCGGCCGGGGCAUCGCUGAGGCUGAACCAGUACCCUCAACCCCACCCACCACCCACAGCAACCCCACAGCCUUCCCAGGGCCCACCACAGUUACGCACGCAACAGGCCCCUCCCCACAACGCAACAGCUGCUCCCCCCGUGCCACAUUCGCAGCACCAUACACAUACACAUGCUACGUUAACACAGCACUCCCAGCACCACCAGGUCUUACAGACUGGCGGAGUUGGUGGGCACGGAGCCGGUGGAGUGGGAGCAGGUGUAGGUCAAGUGGGAGUGCCACCUGGGCCCAGCCCAGCACCCCCAGGACCACCUCACGAGUUAGGGACGCAGCCGCUCCCACCCGGGUCAACACCACAGAUACAGCCAGCUUCAGGAGGGUCAUUACCAGUGGCGUCCGCUCACAACAUGAUGUACCCGCCAACAACACAAAAUCAGCCUCAGCCUCCACAAGGAAAUGCUCAGGGCACAUACUUCCCUCACCCCGGAGGACCUAAUCCACCCCCACACCAGCCCCGACCGGUGACCCUUACUCAUUCACAAGCUAUACCAAACUUUUCUGUAAUGCCACCCAACAUGGUACAUUUUUAUCCCCCUGCUGGUUCCAGCAACUUGAUUUACCACAUGCCGUUUCAGCCUGUGGCUCCCCGCCAGCCCACCCCACACACACAACCGGGGCAGUAUCACCCGACCCCCAUAGCCCCAGGUCAUCCGCCGGCGCCGUAUCAGACGUUACAUUACCAACCAAAUCAGGGAGGUAAGCACGAAGCGCCCGCCACCAUCCAGUACCGGCAGCCUCAAGGAGUCUACUACCCUCCUGCCUCACAACCCCAAUUGAAGCCCACCAUGAGUCAGGCACCACAGAGGGAGAAGAAGCCACUUGCUAUCUUGGACCCCAACACUGGAAAAAACAUCCUGGAUGACAUUAAUAAUGAAAAGCCAGACAAGACCCCAACUCCACCCCAGUCUUCAGAAUCGAGUGCGCGAAACACUCCUGCUCCAAGUGGCACACCACCUACCAAGACAGAAUCAGCUGCAAUAGCUGCUAAGUUUGCAGAAGAGGUUGCUAAAAAAGCUGCAGAAAAGGACAUUGAUAUAGAAGUAUCAGAACCUGUAGUGAGGACUAACAAACAAAGUGACUCUAGCUCUAGUACAGUUAUAAUUAGUGAUAGUAGAGAAAAAGAAAAAUUAAACAAUAGUAUAGGGAAUAAGACCGAACCAGUGAAUACCAGUUUAGUGGACAGUGCUAUCGGAAAAGUGGGUCCUGACACAGUGGAGGCCAUCAGUGUUCAGGCCAAACCGCAGCAGCAGCAUCAACAGCAGCAACAGCAACAGCAACAGCAACAACAGCAGCAACAACAGCAGCAACAACAGCAGCAACAGCAACAGCAACAGGACUCCCAGCAGCAAAUGCCACUGCAACAUCUUCAGCAGGUGCCUCCAUUGCAGCCACAACACCUGCCCCAGCAGGUGCCCCAACAGUCAAUGCAACCAAGUAUACAGCUGUCACAAUCUUUACAGCAACAGCUGUCCCAGCCAAAUGUACCACAGUUGUCGCAACCAACUGUGCAACCAUUGGCACAGCCUGCUGUGCAGCAGUUGCCACAGCCACCUGUGCAGCAAUUGCCACAGCCACCUGUGCAGCAGUUGCCACAGCCAUCUGUGCAACAGUUGCCACAACCACCAAUACAGCAGCUGCAACAGUCAUCUGUACAACAGCUGCCGCAGUCAGCUGUUCAUCAACUGCCCCAGGCACCACAACAAAUAUCACAGCAAGGGACACAAAUGAUGUCUCAGCUGCCACAACAGUUGUCUCAGCAGGCACCUCAGCAGCCACAGCCAAAACAAAAAUCACCAGUUCCUCAACAUAACCCAGUCACAUCACAACAGAAGCAACAGGAACAGCAGCAGCAACAGCAGCAGCAGCACCAACACCAGCAGCAGCAGCAACAGCACCAGCAGCAACAGCAGCAGCACCAGCAACAGCAGCAGCAACAGCAGCAGCAGCAGCACCAGCAGCCACCCAUACAGCAGUCUCAGCAGUCUGUACAGCAGCUACCACAACCAUCCACAGAAACUCCACCUCAACCACCUUCACAAUCUCAACAAACACAGAAGCAUGUAGAAUCUUCACCAAAGACUGAGCCUCCUACCAAACCACAGGUGUCAGUACCGCCUGAGGUCAGAGAACCUCAAACUCCAGUGAAGCCAGAGUCUGUGAAGCAGACUAAUCCAAAACCAAACGUUGUGCCUACACCACCACCCAAGGACAAGGAACCCACUCCAGAGCCACAGUCUACUCAAGGCAAACGCGGGAAGGGCCCACGAGAAGAACCUGCCCAGCCAGCCCAGGACACAGUGGAUGAUGGUGCUGCUCCACCACAACAGCCACAGCUUCCAGCACAGCCACAGAAGUCAACACCACCACCACCUGUUCAGCAACCAAUCAGUAAAUUCACUGUCCAAGUUCAGAAUACCAAAGAAAAGGAAAAGAAAGAAAAGACUCCAGAACCUCCUACUCAGGUGAAGUCCCAGCCAACACCACCCCAGAAGACCUCCCCCUCCCCACCACCUGUGAAGGAGCCUGCCCCUCCAGCAGCAGUGUCCCCAGCUGCCACCAAUGAUGAGGCAGAGGCAAAGAGAGAGUCAAAGGAGAAGGAAGUUAAUAAUGUUGAAUGUGAAGUUAAUAAUGUACAUGAAGAAAAAGAGGAGGCUGUUGAGGAAGAAGAGGGAGACAAUCAAGAAAAGAAGGAAGAUGGGCCACAGUUGAAAUACAGUUACAAAGAAGAUCAGUGGAGUCCAGUUAAUCCAGAUGGAAAGAGGCAAUAUGAUAGAAGAUUUCUUUUGGAGCUCCAGAAUAAUCCUCUGUCUCUGAAAAAGCCUGAAUCUCUGCCUAACCUGGAGGUGGUACGAGAUGGACCUGGAAGGCCCAAAACCUUUGACCCACGGGGUGGUAGUGGACCUGACUUCAUUCCUGACUAUGUCAAGUCUAGUCUGGGGAACAAGCAACCUAGAAUGGUUAGUCGUGGCAGUCAGCGAGGACGUGAGCCAGGUGCACCAGUUCCUCGAAGUACUAGUGGACGAGGAGGGAAAAUCAUCAUCAUCCAAUCCACUGGACGAGAGCCAAAACUUAAAACCACAGAAAAUGCAUGGAAGCCUUCCCUCAAAGAUAAUAGUUCUGCAUCAGAUGAUAUUCAGGUGCUGAAAGUCAUGAAAGGUAUUCUCAAUAAGCUUACUCCUGAAAAGUUUGGGAAGCUGGUGGAUACAGUGAAGACAAUGCCUAUCAACACUACAGAAAGGUUAUCAGCUGUUAUUGAUCUAAUUUUUGAAAAGGCUGUGGAUGAACAGAGCUUUUCAUCAACCUAUGCCCAGAUGUGCCAAGUUCUUUCAUUGAUGUCUGUGCGAGGGAAUGGCAGUGAGUCAAACUCUGGCAAGCAGGAAGUGAAAUUCAGAAACCUUAUUAUCAACAAAUGCCAGAAAGAGUUUGAGAAAGAUAAUACAGAUGAUUUUAGAACAGAGCGGAUAAAGGAAAUUGAAGCAUGUACAGAUCCUGAGAAGAAGCAAGAACUAGAGGCAAAGCUCAUGUAUGAUGAAACCAAACUAAGGAAGCGAUCUGUAGGAAACAUUAGGUUUAUUGGAGAACUGUACAAGCUCCGCAUGUUGACAUCUCCAAUUAUGAUGCGUAUUAUUGGCACAUUAUUAGAAAGAGGAGAUGAAGAAUCCCUAGAAUGUCUUUGUAAGCUUUUAACAACUAUUGGAAAAAUUCUUGAAACUCAGUGUGCCCAGCAGCCUAAGGCAAUGUCGGAGCUGGACAAGUAUUUCAAGGUAAUGGAUAAAAUUGUUCAAGAGCGCCAAACUGUAACCAGAGUGAGAUUUCUCAUGAUGGACGUCAUUGACUUGCGACAAAACAGCUGGGUACCGAGGAGGGAAGAUAACAAACCAAAGACUAAGGCUCAGGUUCAAGAGGAGGUGAAAAGAGAAGAGUUUGAGCAGCAAAUGGCUCUAGCAUCAAACCCAGGUCGGCGGGAUGACCGGGACAGGGACAGAGAUCGUAGGCGGCUUAGAGACAACCGUGGUUCCCAGAUGUCUGAUGAAGGUUGGAGCACAGUGGCAUCUACUAAGGGAAGAACCUCCUUUGAUUCUUCCCGGUUAAAAACUUUCAGCAGGCCUGGUGUAACUGAAGUAACGUUAAGAAGUAACUUUGGGGAUUGGGGUCGUGGCAGUUCUGGUGGUGGAUUGAAAGACCACAGUGAAAAUAAGCAGCAGGAAAGCAAUCGUUUCAAUGUGCUGGUGGACAGCAUGGGUAGCAAUUCAUUGGCAGGAGAUAACAGGAGAAACACUCCCUCAAUGGGAGGUAAUCGUCUGGCUCCUGGCAGUGGCCCUGCCCGACAAGGAAGCUUUGGCAGCAAGAGUAUGCCACCACUAAAUGACAAAGAAAGUGCAAUCUCUGCUGUCAAGAAGUUUGUUGCUCCAGAUCGUAGUAAAUCAACUAGUCGCCCUGAGUCGAGGGACAAUUCUAUACCUCGGGAACCUGAGCCUUUGAGAGGAUAUGCUCAAGUUGAUGUAGAUGCACUACAAAAGGUUUCAGUUGCAAUUGUUGAUGAAUACACUCACAAUAGUGAUCCUGAGGAAGCGAAGUUGUGUGUAAAGGAGAAGUUUGAACUCAAUACCAUGAAGUUCUUUGUACAGUUUUCUUUGGAAUGGGUUCUUGACCGUGAUUCCAAGAAGAGAAAAAUGGUUGGGCAGUUGUACCAUGACCUUAUUAUGGAGAAACUACUUACAGCUGAGCAGCUCUUGGAGGGUUCACAAGAGACUUUGGGAAUGGUGGAAGACUUUUUGAUAGAUAUUCCACAAGUGUGUGAUUACCUUGGUGAAAUAUUUGCUCCAUGUCUCAAUGACAAUGCUGUGUCCAUACACAGACUUGUAGAUUUGGCUCAAUAUGCUGGAAAUAAGAAGGCACACAUAAUUGCCUCCAUCUUAUCCAGAGCUGCAAUGAUUAUGAGUCCAAAUAAAGUUUCUGAUCUGUGGAAUUCAUCUGGUAUUAGUUGGUCUUCUAUAUUACCUCCCAGUGCUAAUAUUGAUGAGUUUCUUACAAAACACCAAGUUGAGUUUACUGUCGAUAGAAACAAGACUGGAAAUCAUAGUGGCUGGAACCCCCAGAAGGUGGAGUCAGAGUUCCUUACGCUGUUCAAGAGAGCAUCAAAUGACGAAAUCUUUGGAUGGAUUGAUGCAAAUAUUGGAAAUGAUGCCAAGAGCAGCAAAUUCAUUCGUGCCUUGGUCACCGCCUUAGUUGAAAGCCAAGCGGCAACUUCAAAUGAUGGUUCUUCUAUUCGUGUGAGUGAAGAUUUUGAGGAGAAGAUGAAGAACCGACUGGCUGUGGUGCUGAAGUAUGUGGAUGGCAAUGAAAUGUUGGAGAUGCAGUGCAUCUAUGCCCUCCAAGCCCUCUGUGUUAAGCAUCAAUAUCCUCAAGGUCUUCUGGAGAAGUGCUUCAAUGCCUUUUAUGACUCAGAAGUUGUGUCAGAAGAGGCCUUUGAAGAGUGGGUGAACUCCAAGGACCCAGAGGAGCAGGAGGGUAAAGGAGUGUGUAUUACCUCUGUCCAGAGCUUCAUGCGCUGGCUAAAGGAGGCAGAUGAAGAAGUAUAAACAUUGAGGAUUUGUCCCUCAUGCCUCCUGAAUUCUUCCUUAACAGUGUUAAUAGAAACAAUGGCUUUGUUACUGAUCAAGAAUAUAUUAUAAAUGAGUGAAUUUGAAGAAGUGGAGCCAAACAUUAGAUAUUUGUGAUUUUACUACAGCUACUAGUGUCUUGAGCCUGGCACGAAAGGCAGAUCUUUCUAAGGCUAACCUACUUUUUGUUGGAAUGAAGUGUUGAUGCUGGCUGUCAACCUGCCGUCUUUCCCUGGUGAGGGGUACACUGCAGGCUGACACCGUGUACAUGCAAGAGUAAAUCUUUAAUCUUGUUUAUGCUGCCUCUUUCUUACUUUAUUUAUUUUCUAUGUAAAAAGUGCACAUGGAAAGAGUAAUAAUGUGAAGUGGAAGUGCAGAUGGUUUUGUAAUGUUUGCUAGGGUGAGAAUUGGUUGCAUAUUAUUGUUAUUGUGUUAUAGCAUAGUAAAAAUGAGAAUUGCAUUCCCUACACUUCCAAAAUACUGAAUGAUUGUAUAGAAAAAAAAUAUGCAUUUAGAUACAUGAAAAGCUCAGUUACUUGUUUACAGCUUGGCUCCUCAUAAGUUUUGUAAUUAUGGCUCAAAUUCUGUGAUUUAUUUUGUAUAUUUAUAUAUAUAUAAAUAUAUAUAUAUAGUUAAAGUCAUGUACAGACCCGAGCAUGUGCCUAAGGCUGGAGGAUAUGCUUGCUGGCUGCUGUCAACUCCCAUGAACUCCUCUGCUACUCAGGGAUGUUGGCAGUUUGUUGAAUUUAAUAUGCAAAAUGUGACAUUUGCAACUUCAGCAAGUCACUGUGUGUCCCAUCAAGGGCUUGCUAAUCUGCUAGUUGUUAUAACGAGUCAUACGAGCUCUGCCCUGUGCCCCAGACGUGUGACCUCUCAUGAUGUGAGGUGCCAUGACUCGACAUGACUCCCAAGUUCAUUCUCGGUUAUUCUUAGCUUGCUGUCCCAUUUUUGCUGCUACUGAGCUUUGCUAAACCUAGAGGAUGUGCCCCCUCAUGAGCCAUUUAGUUUUGAGCAAGGGGCGAUUGUUUUUCUUCAGACCUGACUGGACUGACAUUUGACCUUGUGCUAAUGUUUGCUGGGCACAGGAUAGAGUUCCACUUCUUGUUUCGUUAAUGCGUUAUUAUAAGCAGAAGGAAAACUGGGGUUAUAUUUAAGAUGAAGUGCUAUAAAUUAAUAUUGUAAACCAUAUCGCCUCUGAAAAUAAAUUUAAUAUUUAC